Messenger RNA from Dictyostelium discoideum AX4, 1749 nucleotides. RefSeq lists its product as hypothetical. NCBI's taxonomy places the organism in Eukaryota, Evosea, Eumycetozoa, Dictyosteliales, Dictyosteliaceae. Gene Ontology annotation, molecular function: RNA endonuclease activity. The record is from RefSeq and is a predicted model, not a curated record. The transcript is spliced from 2 exons. Gene Ontology annotation, biological process: maturation of SSU-rRNA; ribosomal small subunit biogenesis. Gene Ontology annotation, cellular component: nucleus; preribosome, small subunit precursor. The coding region runs from base 1 to 1749 and encodes 582 amino acids.
AUGAGUGAACCAAUUGAAAAUAAUAUUGUUGAUAAACAACAAGAAGAGGAAGAAGAGGUUGAAUAUGAAGAAUUAACAGAAGAACAAUUAAAAGAAUUAAAUGAAUUAAAUGAAAAUUCAAAUGAUAAUCCAUUUGGCGAAAGAAGCGUUACUGCUGAAAGUGAUGAAUUAGUUAAAUCAAUGGAAACAUUAGCAAUGACAAAUGAAAAAACUACAGCAAGUUAUUUAAUUAUUGAUACAAAUGCAUUAAUUUCAGGUACAAGAUUAGAGACAUUAGGUAAAGAAUUAUGGACAAUUCCAGAAGUAUUAGAAGAAGUUAAAGAUAAAAAAACAAGUACUUUCUUAACAUCUUUUCCAUUUGAAAUUAAAACUAGACAACCAACCCAUGAAUCAAUGGUUGCAGUCUCUGAAUUUUCAAAGAAAACUGGUGAUUAUCCAUCUUUAUCUGCUACCGAUAUGAAAUUAAUAGCUUUAACUUAUACUUUUGAAGCUCAAGUUAAUGGUAUUGAUCAUAUUAAAACUGAACCUGAAAAACUUCAAGUUGUAACAAAGAAACCAGUUCAUAAGAAAAAUAAUAAUAAUAAUAACAAUAACAACAAUAAUAAUAAAAAAGAUAAUAAAUCAGAAUCGGCCUCAGAAUCAAAUACAACUACAGAAUCAACUACAACUACUACAACUACUACUUCUACAGCAACAACAACAACAACUGCAGAUAAACCAAAGAAAAAGAAAAAUAAAAAUAAAAAUAAAAAAUCAAAACCAAUAUCAACUGAUAAUAAAAAUAUAGAGUCAACAACUACUGAUAGUUGUUGUGAUCAUAAACAUGAAGAAAAAGAGGAAGAAAAAGUUGAAAAAGUUGAACAAGUUGAAAAAGUUGAAAAAGUUGAAAAAGUUGAAGAAGAAAAAGAAUCUGUAAAUAAUAAUAAUAAUAACACUAAUAAUAAUAAUGACAAUAAUAAUAAUAAUAUAACAGGUAAAAAGAAAAGAAAUAAUAAAUUAAUGGUAAAUUUAGAAAAGAUUGAAGAAGAAGUUUCAAAAGAAAAUUUAGUUGAUCCAAAAGAAGUUUUACGUCAAUUAAAGAUUAAACAAGCUGAAGAAGCUGAAGAAAGAAAAAAGAAUAGAGUUAUUAAAGUAGAGGACGAAGGUGAAUGGAUUACACCUGAUAAUAUUAAAAAUAAAUUAUCUUCAACUUAUGUUCAAGAGAAAGUACAUUAUGAUGUUGGUUGUAUCACUAGAGAUUUCUCUAUGCAAAAUGUUAUCCUUCAAAUGGGUCUUCAUUUAAUUAGUGCUGAUGGUGUCGUUAUUAAACAAGUUAAACAAUUCGUUUUAAAAUGUGUUGCAUGUUUAAAUAUUACAACUGAUAUGGAUAAAAUAUUUUGUGGACAUUGUGGUAAUAAAUCAUUAUAUAAAGCAACAACAUAUGUUGAUAGAAAUGGUAAUCAAAGAGUUAGUGUUGGUUCAGCUAAACAAUUCAAUUUGAGAGGUACAAUUUAUUCAAUUCCAAAACCAAAAGGUGGUAAAAAGAGUAACGAUAUCAUUCUUACUGAAGAUCAAUAUUUACAUAAAUUAAGAGUAACUGGUCAAUUAUAUAAAAAGAAAGUUUCAAAAGAAAUCAAUAUGAAUGAUCUCGAUUUAGGUUUUGGUCAUAAAGGUCCUUCUGAUGAUAUUGUAAUUGGUUAUGGUAAUAAGAAUCCAAAUGUUGCUCGUAAGAGAAUUGGUAAAAAGAAUAAAUCAAUUUCAAUCUUUUAA